Messenger RNA from Suillus subaureus, 407 nucleotides. RefSeq lists its product as uncharacterized. The annotation marks the transcript as partial. Lineage: Eukaryota; Fungi; Basidiomycota; Agaricomycetes; Boletales; Suillaceae. The transcript has a single exon. The record is from RefSeq and is a predicted model, not a curated record.
GAUGCUUUGUCGCGAGUAUCAACAGUUUAUGAGCUCCAUCGUUUGAAUCUCUUAAUUCUCACCCUUCUCCCCGUCCUCGUCGCACCCACCGAACGUGAUAUACGCAUCCUCAAUUCAUAUAUCUCUACGCCGCCGCCCACCCUCUUACUCCACAACAUUAUUGUCAGUUCCCCCCAAACUACGACGUGUCAAACUUCGCAGACAUCAAGACCCCUGUAUUCUCUCCUCUAACUGCGAUCAUUCCUACAAUGAUUAACACACCUUUGGAGCGGAAAUGAAGACACCGUUACGCCGAACCCUGCUAUUUUUGCGCUGGAGAGGAUAAAGUGGGCUACGGAAAUUGUCAAUAUGCACCACCCAAUAACUACUAUUUGCGACCAAUGACUCCGGGCCUGUGUGUGUUGACU